Molecule: messenger RNA, 2459 nt
Organism: Punica granatum (pomegranate)
Lineage: Eukaryota; Viridiplantae; Streptophyta; Magnoliopsida; Myrtales; Lythraceae
Source: RefSeq, a predicted model, not a curated record
GCUACUAUUGGGCAAUUGACGCGAUGAAUUACAAAAGCUUUAGCAAAAAAAAAAAACCGCGGGGAUUCGAUAGCAGUAGAAAGCUCUAGCGGGAAGAAGCGAAGGAGGUGGCCUCAUCGCAAGCUCUAUAUAUUAGCCCAGCUCCCUCCCCAUCCUCUUCCAUCGGCAAGUCGAAGUUUCCGAAUCCGAGUCGGUGAAUUCGAAACGUGAUCGUAAGAUGGGGUGCAAAAGCAGAGCUUUGGUGUUCCUGCUGCUGUUUGUUUCAGAAUUCCUUUUAGGAUUGGCAGUGGCGGCUGAUGAUAACACCCCAAAACUGGGGACGGUAAUCGGGAUCGACCUUGGGACUACUUACUCAUGUGUAGGAGUUUACAAGAAUGGCCAUGUGGAAAUCAUCGCGAACGACCAAGGGAACAGGAUCACUCCCUCAUGGGUCGCUUUCACGGAUACGGAGCGUUUGAUCGGAGAGGCUGCGAAGAACCAGGCAGCUCUCAACGCGGAGCGCACCAUCUUCGACGUUAAGCGACUCAUAGGGAGAAAGUUCGAUGAUAAGGAGGUUCAGAGGGACAUAAAAUUCUUGCCAUACAAGGUAGUGAACAGGGACGGCAAGCCAUACAUUCAGGUUAAGGUGAAGGGCGAACAGAAGGUGUUUAGCCCCGAGGAGAUCAGCGCGAUGAUACUGGGGAAGAUGAAGGAGACCGCCGAGGCCUAUCUUGGGAAGAAGAUUAAGGAUGCCGUCAUCACUGUCCCAGCUUACUUCAAUGAUGCCCAGAGGCAGGCAACUAAAGAUGCCGGAACCAUUGCCGGUCUAAAUGUUGCUAGGAUCAUCAACGAGCCCACGGCGGCAGCAAUAGCCUAUGGUCUAGACAAGAAAGGGGGAGAGACCAAUAUCCUCGUCUUUGACCUCGGUGGUGGGACCUUCGAUGUCAGUAUUCUGACGAUCGACAAUGGCGUGUUCGAGGUCUUGGCAACGAAUGGAGACACUCACCUGGGAGGAGAGGACUUCGACCACAGGGUGAUGGACUACUUCAUCAAGCUGAUCAAGAAGAAGUACAAUAAGGACAUCAGCAAGGACAACAAAGCCCUCGGGAAGCUCCGUCGAGAGUGUGAGAGGGCCAAGAGGGCUCUGAGCAGCCAGCACCAAGUGCGGGUUGAGAUUGAGUCUCUCUUUGACGGGGUCGACUUCUCGGAGCCAUUGACCCGGGCAAGAUUCGAAGAGUUGAACCUGGACCUGUUCAAGAAGACAAUGGGGCCUGUCAAGACAGCCCUCGAGGACGCUGGCCUUGAGAAGACGGACAUAAACGAGAUUGUGCUCGUGGGCGGAAGCACAAGAAUUCCUAAGAUUCAGCAACUUUUGAAGGAUUUCUUUGACGGGAAGGAGCCAAAUAAGGGCGUGAAUCCCGACGAGGCAGUCGCCUAUGGCGCUGCUGUGCAGGGCGGAAUUCUGAGUGGCGAAGGUGGAGAGGAAACAAAAGACCUUCUUUUACUUGAUGUUGCGCCGCUGAGUCUGGGUAUUGAAACUGCUGGUGGUGUGAUGACGAAGUUGAUCCCAAGGAACACAGUCAUCCCGACUAAGAAGUCGCAGAUCUUCACUACGUACCAAGAUCAACAAACUACUGUUUCCAUCAAGGUCUUUGAAGGUGAAAGGACUCUCACGAAGGAUUGUCGGGAACUCGGGCGGUUCGAUCUAUCGGGCAUUCCACCUGCUCCAAGGGGGGUGCCGCAAAUUGAGGUGACCUUUGAAGUUGACGCGAAUGGGAUCUUACACGUGAAGGCCGAGGACAAGGCGGCGAAGAAUUCGAAGUCGAUCACGAUCACGAAUGACAAGGGGAGGCUGAGCCAGGAAGAGAUCGACAGGAUGGUAGAGGAGGCCGAGAGGUUCGCAGAGGAAGACAGGAAGGUCAAGGAAAAGGUCGACGCGAGGAACAAGCUCGAGACCUACAUCUACACCAUGAGGAGCACCGUGAGCGACAAGGACAAGCUCACUGACAAGAUCGACUCCGAGGACAAGGAGAAGGUCGAGAGCACGUUGAAGGACGCCCUCGAGUGGCUGGACGAGAACCAGAACGCGGAGAAGGAGGACUACGACGAGAAGUUGAAGGAAGUGGAGGCGGUCUGUAACCCGGUGAUCAAGCAGGUUUAUGAGAAGAGUGGUAGGAGUUCUGGUAGCUCAGAAGAUGAAGAUCUCAAUGAUGAGCUGUGAAGAGGUGCUGAUGGAAUAAGACAUGGCCAUGAGAAUUCCAAUUGACUCUCUUUUCCAAGUUUUGUUUUCUGAUUCCCCCCCCCCCCCCCCAUUGUUAGUUUGAGGUUUCCACUUUAGGAAUCAUAGGGAAAGGUAAAAGUACAUAGGAGCCUUUUUUUUUUUGGGAUGUGGUCUCACAUCACAUGCUUAUAGUUUGGCUUCCUACAAUUAUGUAUCAAUGAAGAAUUUGUUGUGAAUGAAUGAGAAAUAAUUUUUGGAA